Molecule: messenger RNA, 1597 nt
Organism: Plectropomus leopardus (leopard coralgrouper)
Lineage: Eukaryota; Metazoa; Chordata; Actinopteri; Perciformes; Serranidae
Gene: marco
Product: macrophage receptor with collagenous structure
Cellular component (GO): membrane
Source: RefSeq, a predicted model, not a curated record
UCUGGGUGCAUGGGAGUUCUUUCAUUCUUUUGCAAUACGGGUUGAAUUGUGUUUCCUGACAUCGUGAACUGUGUGUUAUAAGAGUUCCUGAAGUAAGAAGUGAAGGGUAUUCUGGACUCUAGAGAUCAUGGAAUCCUCUGUGGACCACGUCUCCUGCACCCAGACAAACCCGCUCUUUGAUCUGUCAUUCAGCAGGUCAGAUCUCUACAGUUUCCAGCCUGAUGAUCUGAAGCCAGCAAGGCCCAGAAGACAGUGGUGUUUGUAUGUGGUUGUUGUUUACCUCAUAUUCCAGACUGCACUCAAUGCCUUUCUCAUCUAUAAAGUUUCCUCGUUGCAGUCUUUCCUGUCUAACCCCCGGCUGGAGAAGCUGACGUCCAAUCACAUCCCUGAGGGCGGAGAGAUGGAAGAUGUCAACAUCCAGACCCUGGUUUACAACAACAGCCAAGAAGCCAAGACCCUAAGGAGCCACCUAUGGGCCCUCAAGAGCCAGGUCACUAGCCUGUGUGGAGAGGAGGGUCAGCUGGGCCAUCUGAAGUCCGACCUGAAGCUGCUCAACAACAGCGCCCACAAGCUGGAGGGCAAACUGACCAACAUCAGCCUCACAGCAGGACUGCCUGGUGCUCCGGGUACAAAUGGGCCCAAAGGUGAGCCAGGAGACAGGGGCCUUAAAGGUGACACUGGUGCUGUUGGCCUUCCAGGACCAAAGGGGGACAUGGGAGUCAAAGGAGAAGCUGGAGAGCCAGGAUUGGCUGGUCAAACUGGUCCCAUGGGUCCACCUGGGCUCCCAGGGGAUCAAGGACCAGGUUCAAAGGGAGAAAAAGGAGACCCUGGGGUCCCAGGUGUACCUGGACCUCCAGGCUUCAAUGGAACUGAAGGUCCUGCCGGACCACCAGGUGCCAAAGGAGACAAGGUGGACCAAGGAAAUGCACCAGAGUUGAACGUUCGUCUUGUGCCGGGGAAAUACCGCGGACGAGUGGAGGUGAGGCGCAAUGGGGUGUGGGGCACCGUGUGUGACGACAGCUUUGACACUGUGGACGGACAGGUGAUCUGUAGGAUGCUGGGCUUCCAAAGCGUCAUCUCCACCUUCACUGCCAGCGCGGGCUCUGGGAGGAUCUGGCUGGAUGACCUAAAAUGUUUAGGAACUGAGUCUGACAUCUUUAACUGCCGACACGCAGGAGUUGGAAUUAGUAACUGUAAACACAACGAGGAUGCUGGAGUGCACUGUCGCUAGAACCACAACACACCCAACCCAACAAGAACAAAAGUGUUUCAACAGUUCUACACAGUUUGAUAAACAUGAAGUGACAAGUUGACUGGCAGGUAUUACGCACAUACACACACACACACACACACACACACACACACACACACACACACACACACAUACACAAAAGCACACACAUGUCUCACUGAGGAUAUGAGCACAGAGCAGUGCUGCUGUUAAUGAUGUUCACAGCUGGAUCUCAUCACAUUUUCACAAAAUACAGCAUAUAGAAUUAUGUUCAGCUCAAAGUUUCACUUUAUUACGAAACACAUUCGCUUGAAUGACAGUGUACUGUAAACAAAUAUCAUGUCAAUAAAACUUUACUGAAGUAAA